CAAAUUGGUUGCUUCCCACAGUCACAACGGGUAAACACUUAUCAACUUUGCACAAAUGACAACUGAUUACUAUCGUUCACGAAGGCUUUCAGGUCUGAGUGAAAGUAAUGAGACUCCCACAUCGCCAUCAAGUUCACAAGCUCUGAGAAGCAAUCCUCUCUCAACUAAAGUCACCAGUGUCCUCUCUGCAUCCUACGCAGAUUCGGAUAUUCGGGAUGCGCUGGACCUUCUUGACAAACGCGGUGUGGAAAAUAAUGCUGAAACUCGUCGGCAGUUGAGAUCAGAUGUUCAAAAAGAAGUCAUCCAAAGCAAUGGCGAUAUCAUACGAGAAUUUGGCCACGUUGCCGAGGUGCGCUGAGGGUUCCCGGAAUUUGGGAACAUGAAUAUUGACUUGUACGUGGUAGCAACUUAAACGUAUCGGACUUACUAUAGCCAGUCUAAAUCAGGGUUGCGAAGAGAUGAAGCGGCAUAUUUCAUCGGCUCAUCAGGAAACCGCGCCGGUGCUCGAGGAAGCGUUAGAGCUGAUGAAUAAAAAAUCUCAAGUGGAAAGAAAACAGCAGCUUCUGACAGCCUUCAACGCCCAUUUCGUGAUGUCAGAGGAUGAUAUCGCAAUCUUGACAUCCACUGCCGAACCAGUCGAUGACAAAUUCUUUUCAAUUUUAGCACGAGCCAAGAAGAUCCAGAAUGAUUGCGAGAUUUUAUUGGGGACAGAGAAUCAACGUCUCGGUCUGGAAAUCAUGGAGCAGACUUCCAAAAAUGUCAACAGCGGAUUCCAAAAGUUGUUUAGGUGGAUUCAACGCGAGUUCAAAACUCUCAACCUAGAAAAUCCACAGAUCAGCUCCUCCAUACGUCGAGCUCUCAGAGUAUUGGCAGAACGACCAUCCCUUUUUCAAAGCUGUCUAGAUGCCUUUGCUGAGGCUCGGGAGAACGUGCUAAGCGAUGCAUUUUACACUGCUCUUACCGGGAGAACUGUGGGUGGAGAAGAAGAUGCUUCUGUGAAACCCAUCGAACUGGGAGCUCAUGACCCGUUACGAUAUGUCGGAGACAUGCUUGCAUGGACUCAUUCAGCGACAGUCAGCGAAAGAGAAGCACUCGAAGUUCUUUUCAUUUCCGACGGUAACGAAAUUGCGAAAGGUAUCCAAGCCGGCAGAGAAAAUGAGCCUUGGAGCAGGAUCGCAGUGGAUGAGGAUGGCAAGAGCGAGUUUGAUGCGCUCAAAGCGUUGAAUGAUCUUGUUGACCGUGAUGUUGCUGGUGUUGCAAAAGUACUUCGCCAAAGACUUGGACAAGUCAUACAAAGUCACGAAGAGACUAUAAUGGCCUACAAAAUUGCGAAUCUCCUCAAUUUCUACCGAGCUACGUUUUCGAAGCUUCUUGGAGAAAACUCGAUUUUACUUGGAUCUCUCAAAACCCUCGAGAAAUCUGCCUUGCAUCAGUUCCGAGACUUAGUCAGAGAUCAUGUGGCCGGUAUUCAAACGGAUAACCAAGUUCCUCCUGCCGAUCUUGGCCCACCUGAAUUCUUGCAAGAAGGUUUGAAACAACUCACAUCGAUCAUGAAAACAUAUGAGACCUCUUUCACCUCGAUUGACAGCAGGGAGGCGGAUUUUCUCCCCAUAUUGGCAGAAGCAUUCGAUCCAUUCAUGAAAGCAAGCAAGACGAUCUCCGAGGAUCUGGAGAUCCCAGAAAGCAAGAUUUACGCAAUCAAUUGUUUAUUGGCUGCCAAAAAUACUUUGGCAUCAUUUGAUUUUACCGACAAAAGAGUGCAAGCAAUCUCGGACAUGGUACAGAGUAACGCUGCCAGUCUGGUGGAAUAUCAAUAUUCAUUCUUCCGAAAGAACUCUGCAUUGGAGCCUCUGCUUCAAGUUCUUGCAUCACUAUCAGACUCACCUGAAGAUCUUGAAUCUAUCCGCAAUUUAGAGCCAUUCCAACCAGAGGCUUUGACUCAGGCAAGUCAAUCGCUGGAUGGGUUCCUUCCGUCGGCUUUGAUGGAUGCUAUGGAGAAUCUGAAGAAUUUGCAGAGCUCUAAGCUUGCAAGGGAGAUUACUGAGAACGCUGCAGAGAGGUUCUGCGAUGAUUUCGAGAAGGUGGAGGAAGAGUUGAUUACUGCGGAUGAGCUUUUGGAGGAGAAAGAUGUAUCCGCGGAAUUGGAACCUCUUCGUUCAUUCUUUCCUAGGACGGGAGGUGAAAUCCGGGUUCUGCUUUCUUGAGUUGAUGGGUAGGAUUGGGACAUUUGAGGGGUCUGGAGGCAGUCUCUUCAUAGAUCGUCACCUGAAUUCUGUGUUUAACCUGUGGCUAUCAGCCUCCAUGGAAACUAUAGAUUCAUGAGUUGAUGAAAACGGAAAAGCAGCCUUCAAGCUUCCCACGAUGCUUCUCCUACACGAUUAUAUCAAUGAUUCAUCAGCCAUAAUAGCUGUAUUCCACUAAACUCCGCUCCUUGAAAAAGCCCAAACUCCACUUAUGCACAUAAUUUUGCCAGCUUCUUCCAAAAAGACGACCAUCAAUCCCCUAAUCAACCAAACGGCCUCCCGUUAUCAUACUUCCUAACCAACCCAUUCAUCUUCUUCCUACUCCGACUUGCAACAAUGAUCGAGUACAUCAAAGUAACAAAUAACGAAAUACUAUGUUCCCGUUAGCCGUCACCUCACUUUACCUCCCCAUCCCCUCAUUAAUCAUCCUACGUCCCCUAUCCCCAUCAUCAACCAAAAGGGAAAAUACUUCUCACUCACCAAAGCGCAACCGAAAACCCCGUCGCAAGAAGGAUAUAAAUCCACGUAUAAAACCCACUUCCCGUCCUAUCAAACACCACACUCCCAUAGAACCCAAUGCCCGAACUCGCUAGUCCGAACAGCAACUUGAUGAUAUUGAAGAUCAGGAAGGUUUUGGGACGGAGCUCGGAGUACGAGUACAUGUGGAUCUCUGUGCAGAUGAUGCAGAGGGCGAUGAUCUCGAUGACGACGUUGAAGAUGUUUAGUCUGGAUUUUUGGUUUGGUUAGGUAGGUAUAAUGAAAGGAGGGGAGGGAUAUGGGGAUAUGGGGAUAUGGUGUGGAGGGGAAAGAGCUAGAAGAGGGAGGAGAGGGAGACGUACCGAGCGAUCAUCAAAUCAGAGACCCGUGCUAUCCCCACCAGCAUGGCGAUUAUGAUUAUGUAGGGUGGCAGCAAGGCUAAUUGUCCCACCCAAAGGAGGACGAGGAAGAGUUUGCGCCAUGGGGAGGCGGCCGCGUUGCUUAUGGGGCUGUAUACCAUUGUUCUUCUCUCCUUCCUCACUUAUUUCUCAUUUAUUCACGAUUUCAGAAAUGUCGACACGACAAAACGAAAGAAGGGAGAAGAGGAAAGGGAAAAAGGUUGGUAGGUAGGAAAAUAAAGAAAAACCACAAUCAAGUUUCGAAAUGGGAGGAGGCCGCGUAGGCAGUGCUUAUGUAGUAAUAUUAACGGUACGUACUGAAGUCCACCACCACACCACACCACACGCCCGCAUAGGUAUCAUCUCAUAUCACCAUGCACGUAGACACGGCAUGUCUAGCAACCGCGCCGUUUCAGUCCAUGUAAGGCUGCAGGAACGUCCGCCAAGAUCAUCUCAGCUCCUACUUCACCCAUUAGCGAAGGGAAUCAGUGUACACAGCCACCCUUCAAACCCGUGAGGUGUGAUGUGGAUGUGGGAAGUGCUGCAUGUGGCGCAAGCUGACUUGUUGGCUUGCCCGUGCUGUGUACGUGAGUGCAGGGUUUAGCGAGGAGGAUGGAUUUACGAGCUUAUGAAGUUACGAGUUAGCCAAACAAUGGUAAGAAGAGGGGGUUUAUGAUUAAUGUUAAGGCGGUGGCUUGUGAAAGAUAUGUUUUGAAGAAAUGCUGAUACGCUGGAAUAUACGAGCUAAUUUUGUUUAGAUUCCAUCGAAGUGGGUAGCCACAGAUAUGCCACAUAUGCGAGCAUUUCGGGUAUCGUCUUGAGCUGCUGGGCAAAUGGUUCAUUCAGAAUCGAAUAGACGAACAAGUCGUCCUAACAUGAUUAUGAUAUUGCAGGAAGACUUCGCGAUAGUAGAUUUAUUAUUCGUAGCAGUCCAAAAAAUCCAUGGAAUCGAGUCGGACAGAUUACAUGGCAUAUUUAUACAUUUUCCAUUCCUGGUCACAGCCUGUUCAUCUUAGAGUUGCCAUUAGUUCGUGCUCCUUCUCAUUUUCCCGGUUCUAUACAAGAGAUUCGGGGAUAACUAGCCAUCCUAUCAUCGACUGGAUUGACUCAACCCCAUCGUUCACUCGGUUGGUGAAUGAACCAUAGCAAGGACAAUCAAACUUUCGUUCUGAUGACUUUGCUCCUUAUGUCCUCGACCUUAGCCCUCACAGAUCACAGCACUUACAGUACUUCUCCCGUCCAUCGUCGUCAGCUAGACAAACCUCCAGACUAAAACCUCCCCUCAAGGCAACUGCGCAAGCGGCACCUCACUCCCCAUCAAUUCCGAUAUCUC
This is a messenger RNA of Hymenoscyphus albidus, 4451 nucleotides long. The record is from the annotation of a GenBank genome assembly. NCBI's taxonomy places the organism in Eukaryota, Fungi, Ascomycota, Leotiomycetes, Helotiales, Helotiaceae.